UUAACCCCAAAACAGAAACGUCACAGAACUAAGUAUACAACUUUUUUAUAAUUUUCUAGCAUUAUAAGAUACGUACUUAUAUUUUUUCAUAUUUCUAAAAUUACGCGUAUAUUAAUUAAUCAGUGUAAUUCAGCCUCAUUGCGUACGUCGUAAAUUAGGCUAAAUUGUACGACUCGGCAACAUUGUCUACUAACGUGCAGAAAUAUGUAAAUACGAAAAUCGUCGAAAACUAUGCAGUGCUGCCAAGUUUUUAAAUUUUAAUACGCCUGUCGAGUUGAAAUUUUAGGCAAUGACAUGCAAUUUUCGAUACGUUUCGACUCUCGGAAAACGACUUGCAUUCGACACGACUCGAUUCUCGAAUAACGACUUUCAUUCGACACGAUUGUCACAAUGAGGCUGAUUAAGAAAUUUAGUGUACACGAGUACAACCCUGUGCGUUGACUUUUCCCUCGCUUUUGCUUUUACGGCAUUUCGUGUCGCUUUUGACAUUUCAAUGCGAUUGACAUUACCACGUGAAGUGAAAUAGCCGACGAAUAUAUGGACAAAAUUAUCGAAUUUCAUCAUUAAAUUUAAUUGCACACUUUAUAAAGUUAUUUGACACUGAUUUACUUCACCAUUCGAGAGUCCACACUAAACGCGUAAAGAAGAAUAUCCAGUACCACAGUGAUAAAUUGAAAAGAAUAUAAACAAAAUGGCAUUGCGCGUGCAAUUUGAGAACAACGAUGACAUUGGCGUUUUCAGCAAACUUACAAACGCAUACUGUCUAGUGGCCAUCGGUGGUUCCGAGGCCUUUUACAGUGUAUAUGAAUCGGAAUUGGCCGAAACAAUACCAGUUGUACAUGCCAGCAUUGGUGGCUGCCGCAUUCUUGGCCGUCUCACAGUAGGCAACCGCAAUGGUUUAAUUGUACCACAUUCCACCACCGAUGUGGAGUUACAACAUUUGCGUAAUACGUUGCCGGAUUCAGUGAAAAUCCAACGUGUCGAAGAACGACUUUCCGCUCUAGGAAAUGUAAUCGCCUGCAAUGACUAUGUUGCAUUAGUGCAUCCCGAUCUUGAUAAAGAGACUGAAGAAAUAAUCGGUGAUGUGCUUAAAGUGGAAGUGUUUCGCCAAACAAUAGCCGAAAAUCCUCUUGUGGGCUCAUAUGCAGUACUUAGUAAUCAGGGUGGCAUGGUGCAUCCAAAAACCAGCAUUCAAGAUCAAGAUGAAUUAUCGUCGUUACUGCAAGUGCCGCUUGUGGCGGGCACAGUCAAUCGAGGUAGCGAUGUACUAGCAGCUGGAAUGGUGGUGAACGACUGGAUAUCAUUUGUUGGCAUGAGUUCCACUGCUACGGAGAUGUCGGUGAUUGAGAGUGUAUUCAAAUUGAAUCAAGCACAACCAAGCACAGUUACAACCAAAUUGCGUGCUACUCUCAUUGAGGAGAUGUCUUAAACGCUGCAUGCUGCAAGUCUUCUAUGAAUGAAAACGAAAUUAAAUUGAAGACUUACGAUUUUUUUUUUGUAAUAAAAAUAAAUAAAAUUUAAUGUUAAUCCAUAAUACUAAUUUUAAGUAUUU
Molecule: messenger RNA, 1552 nt
Organism: Rhagoletis zephyria (snowberry fruit fly)
Lineage: Eukaryota; Metazoa; Arthropoda; Insecta; Diptera; Tephritidae
Gene: eIF6
Product: eukaryotic translation initiation factor 6
Biological process (GO): cytosolic ribosome assembly
Molecular function (GO): ribosome binding
Source: RefSeq, a predicted model, not a curated record